Effrenium voratum is the source of this 705-nucleotide messenger RNA. The record is from the annotation of a GenBank genome assembly. Lineage: Eukaryota; Dinophyceae; Suessiales; Symbiodiniaceae.
AUGAAAUUUGCAGCACCGCUUGCCAGCGGACGUCUUGUCAAGCGCUACAAGCGUUUUCUGGCCGAUGUCGUUCUGGACGAAAACGGUAGCGAGGUCACGGCUCACUGCGCCAAUCCGGGCUCUAUGCUCGGACUGAAGGAGCCGGGAUCAAGGGUAUGGUUGUCACAGUCGGACAAUCCGAAGCGCAAACUCAAAUACUCCUGGGAAAUCAUCGAGGCAGACGGGGCGCUCGUCGGUAUCAACACCGCGCAUCCGAACAGGCUGGUGGAAGAGGCGAUCGAGGCCGGCCGCAUCAAAGCGCUUUCCGGAUACGAGACCCUGCGCCGGGAAGUGAAGUACGGCAAGAACUCGCGCAUUGAUAUUCUGCUUGAAGACGGGAACGGCAAAAAGACCUAUGUCGAGGUGAAGAAUGUCCACUUGAUGCGUCAGGCAGGACUUGCCGAAUUCCCGGACAGUGUCACGGCACGCGGUGCGAAACACCUGGCCGAGCUCGCUGAUAUGGUUGCUGAAGGACAUGGGGCCGCGAUGGUUUUCCUGGUUCAGCGACCCGAUUGCGACCGGCUCAGCCUUGCCUCGGACAUUGACCCAGCCUACGCGUCUGCCUUUGCGGCUGCGCGGGAGGCGGGCGUCAACACAUACGCGAUCGGGUGCGAUGUGACGCUGGACGGUAUCGAAGCCGUCCGUACAGUCAAUAUCGAGAUAUAG